AUGAAUUAAUUCAAAAAUUAUAUCUCAAACAUUCUUCUUGAACCUUCUAUUAAAUCAGAAUUAGAAUAUUUUAUUUAAGAAUUUGAUAAUAAUCCAACUGCUUACGAUUGUAAUUUUUUCAAUAAUAAUUAGUUUUGGUUGAUAAUCCUUAAAGUGUUUAAGAAAACUAUAAAGAAGGAUAUAUAGGAUUAAGUUAAAGAUAUGCUAAGGCAUAUUAAAUGCUCAAAAAUAAAUUUCCAGAAAAUACUCAUCUCAUUUAAUAUUAGCAUUAAUUAUAUGAAUUGGGUAAUUUAUUUAUUAUUUUAUGUCUAGGAACCUUUUAUUUACAUUGGUAAGCUUUUUUGCCAACAAUUCAAAUGUUGGGGACUCAAUAAUAAGUGAAUUAUUGGUCAGAUCUUUCCUUCAAAUAUGAAAUUCGUGGAGCCUAUGCUUAAACAGAAGUAGGACAUGGUUCAGAUGUAUAAGGUUUAUAAACUAUAGCAGUUUUUGAAAAUAAUUCUUUUGUAAUCAAUACUCCAACUGCAUCUUCAUUUAAAUUUUGGCCAGGGUAACUGGGUAUCUUUGCCACUCAUGCUGUUGUACAAGCCAGAACUAAUGUAAAUGGAAAAGAUAUAGGAAUACAAACAUUUGUAGUUCCUAUUCGUGAACCUAAAACUCUUAAAGCUUUCGAAGGUGUUGAUGUUGGAGAUAUUGGACCUAAAUUAGGAUUCUUAAGGGCUGAUAAUGGAUUUUUAGGAUUAAAAAAUGUUCGCAUAGAUAGAAAUAAUAUGUUAAUGAGAUAUACUUAAAUUGAUGAAACUGGAAAUAUUACUACAUCAUCUAAAAAUGCAAUCAAAUAUGGAUAUGGUAGUAUGCUUAAUUUAAGAGUGGGUUUAGUUAAUGUAUUCUCUAUUUUUGGAUUAUUUACUAAUAAUUUAGCUUAUUAUUAAGUUAAACCCUUAUUAAAAACUUAAUCAAUAGAAAAUGAAGCCAUCAUGUUUAAAUUAUUAAGAAGUUAUGUAGUUUAAUAUGCUCAAAUAAUAGCUAAUGCUUAAGUUAAAGAUAUAUUUAUUCAAUUUCAAAAAUAACUCAAAGUAAAUGAUAAAUAAACCAAUGAAACUUUAUAACUUGUUCAUCUAUAUUCUAGUUAAAUGAAAAGUAUCUCUGGAUGGGAAGCCGUCAAAACUUCAAGAGAAGCUAUGUAAAUUACACCAUUUGGACAUUUAAAUGCAUCUGAUUUAACAGUUAUUUAUGCUGAUAAUGUUCCAUUCGUUACUUAUGAAGGAGAUAAUAAUGUUUUAAUGUAACAAACUGCUUAAUACUUAUUAAAACAAUUCAGUAAAGUGAGUACAGGAAAUUCAUUAUUUACUGGCAUGGCUUCUUAUUUUAAUAAAUAUACCUAAGAAAACAAUCAUAAAUCAAUAUUAUAAAAUUAGGAGGAAAUUUUAGAAAGAUUGAGUUUCUAAUAUUGCAAAAAGACUAUGGAAAACUUCUAAAAUAGUUUGUCUAAUGGUCAUUCUCUAUAAUUAUCAUGGAACGAGUUAAAUUAAUGCGAAUUAAUUAAAGCAUCUAUUAUUUUUGGAUAUACUAAUAUUUAUAAAUUAAUGGGAGCAUAGAUAAAAAACAGUGGUUAUAAUUUGGAAUUGUUAAAAAUACAUAAAUUAUUAGGGCUCUUCAUAAUAUUAGAAAAUAGAACAACAAUUGUAUCAUUUGGAAUUGCUGAUUUCAAUCAAGUUGAAUUAUUAGCUGAAAUAGAUCAAUAAUUUAAUAAUAGUAAUAAAUUGGGUAAAUAUUUAUAUAAAUUUAUAAAUAGAAUUUUUGGAAUAUUUAUCUAAUGGAAUAGGUAUGUAUAGAUAAAGAAACUUUAUAAAUAUCAAUUGGGAUAAACUAUAUUUAUAAGCUAGAUUAUGAUUAUAAAUCANCAAGCCAGAACUAAUGUAAAUGGAAAAGAUAUAGGAAUACAAACAUUUGUAGUUCCUAUUCGUGAACCUAAAACUCUUAAAGCUUUCGAAGGUGUUGAUGUUGGAGAUAUUGGACCUAAAUUAGGAUUCUUAAGGGCUGAUAAUGGAUUUUUAGGAUUAAAAAAUGUUCGCAUAGAUAGAAAUAAUAUGUUAAUGAGAUAUACUUAAAUUGAUGAAACUGGAAAUAUUACUACAUCAUCUAAAAAUGCAAUCAAAUAUGGAUAUGGUAGUAUGCUUAAUUUAAGAGUGGGUUUAGUUAAUGUAUUCUCUAUUUUUGGAUUAUUUACUAAUAAUUUAGCUUAUUAUUAAGUUAAACCCUUAUUAAAAACUUAAUCAAUAGAAAAUGAAGCCAUCAUGUUUAAAUUAUUAAGAAGUUAUGUAGUUUAAUAUGCUCAAAUAAUAGCUAAUGCUUAAGUUAAAGAUAUAUUUAUUCAAUUUCAAAAAUAACUCAAAGUAAAUGAUAAAUAAACCAAUGAAACUUUAUAACUUGUUCAUCUAUAUUCUAGUUAAAUGAAAAGUAUCUCUGGAUGGGAAGCCGUCAAAACUUCAAGAGAAGCUAUGUAAAUUACACCAUUUGGACAUUUAAAUGCAUCUGAUUUAACAGUUAUUUAUGCUGAUAAUGUUCCAUUCGUUACUUAUGAAGGAGAUAAUAAUGUUUUAAUGUAACAAACUGCUUAAUACUUAUUAAAACAAUUCAGUAAAGUGAGUACAGGAAAUUCAUUAUUUACUGGCAUGGCUUCUUAUUUUAAUAAAUAUACCUAAGAAAACAAUCAUAAAUCAAUAUUAUAAAAUUAGGAGGAAAUUUUAGAAAGAUUGAGUUUCUAAUAUUGCAAAAAGACUAUGGAAAACUUCUAAAAUAGUUUGUCUAAUGGUCAUUCUCUAUAAUUAUCAUGGAACGAGUUAAAUUAAUGCGAAUUAAUUAAAGCAUCUAUUAUUUUUGGAUAUACUAAUAUUUAUAAAUUAAUGGGAGCAUAGAUAAAAAACAGUGGUUAUAAUUUGGAAUUGUUAAAAAUACAUAAAUUAUUAGGGCUCUUCAUAAUAUUAGAAAAUAGAACAACAAUUGUAUCAUUUGGAAUUGCUGAUUUCAAUCAAGUUGAAUUAUUAGCUGAAAUAGAUCAAUAAUUUAAUAAUAGUAAUAAAUUGGGUAAAUAUUUAUAUAAAUUUAUAAAUAGAAUUUUUGGAAUAUUUAUCUAAUGGAAUAGGUAUGUAUAGAUAAAGAAACUUUAUAAAUAUCAAUUGGGAUAAACUAUAUUUAUAAGCUAGAUUAUGA
Molecule: messenger RNA, 3210 nt
Organism: Paramecium sonneborni
Lineage: Eukaryota; Ciliophora; Oligohymenophorea; Peniculida; Parameciidae
Source: the annotation of a GenBank genome assembly